AUGCUUUCUCCUUUGGUUUCAGUUACGUUCUAUCAGAAUCCAAAUUUUAAGCGAGGAUGUCCCCAACUUCUAGUAAGAAUGAAGCGCAGAGUUGGGAUUAAACACACAUCUCCACCAUCUGCUUCUUUAGUUCACAAUCUUGACAAGACAUACCACAGUGCAGGCGAGUAUGUGCAUACUCAAAAUCCUAGCUCAUCUACAGAAACUAAUGAAGAAAGGUUACUUUCAACUUCUACAAAUUUAAAUGUGCCUCCUACUAGCCACAGAAUUGCUAAUUCAAAUGAUCCAGUGACAAGUAAUAUUUUGACUCCAUCAUCAACUUUAAUUGCACCAUCAGUACAAUUUGUAACAAAUCAACAUGCUCUUUUAAAUCAAAUGACCACUUCUCAUAGGCAUUCAUAUAGUACCUACUCUCAAGCACAUGGCCAUAUCCUGAAUGUUGUGACAACUACAACUUCUAUUUCCCAAUUUCAAAUAUUGUCUCCAGUACAGAAUAAUUAUUUUGGACUGAUGGCAAACCGUCCUGUUUUUGCACCUAGACAUCCUUCUUUAGCAACAAUUGUGGGUCCUUUUUCUAGCACGUUAACAGCAAGCAAUCCAUGGUUCACUAUGCCAAUGAUAGCUAGUAGAACUGCUGCCUCCCCGCCAAUGUCAACUAAUCAACCAUCCUCAAUAUACCAAUAUCCUAAUUUUAACUGACCUUCGACUAAAUGAAAAUUAGACACGGAAAGGUGUUAUGUUCAUCAGUUCUGAAAAAAUAACUGAAAUUCUAUUACUUGAACAAUAAAAUGACAUGUUCAACUUUA
Messenger RNA from Oryctolagus cuniculus (rabbit), 806 nucleotides. The record is from RefSeq and is a predicted model, not a curated record. NCBI's taxonomy places the organism in Eukaryota, Metazoa, Chordata, Mammalia, Lagomorpha, Leporidae.